CUUUAUGUUUUUAUUGUAUGUUGACACUAUUAUAUUAUAUUGGUUAUGGGCUAUGGUUACAAAUACACUUGAAUUAAACAGAGAACAAACGCUGUGCAUAAUCAAGCAUGUAGCUUGAUUAUGAUUAAAUUAAUAUAAUAUCGCAAGUAACAAGCGGCCUUCGACUUAAACUAGUUAAAAUAUAACUUUUUAUCUAAAGUCCAAGCAUACCGUAUGAUAUAGGCUUUGUUAUGGUCAGGGUAAUUAAAUAAAUACAUGUUUCUUUUGAUAAAGAUGUUUGUUUACAUUCCAGUAAACUGGGACAAAAAGGAAUUGUAAAACUUCUCUUUUUCUGUAUGAAAGGAUGCGGUUAAAAUUGCAAACACAUUAAUUUACAGUGCCUUCCAAUGAUGAAAUUCGAUGUCGUCAGACGUGAAGAACUCAAAGUUGUUUUUGUGAAAGAAAGCACCGAGAACUAUAACACGGGUUCUCUGCAAGCAGAUCUUUUGAGCAAUGGCCUGUACAUUAUUCAUUCUUUUACUAAUACUUAACUCGACUCUUCAAGCUCCAACACGUUAUCAGAAUGAAAAUACAGGAACUUCAGCAACCAACGCUACCAGAAGACCUAACAUCGUGAUUGUUAUGACAGAUUCAUUUGAUGGCAGGCUGACAUUUGGCCCUGGGAACCUAACUGUGCAGCUCCCCUUUACCAACUACAUGAGAGAACAUGGGGCUGUCUUUGUCAACGCUUAUACUAACUCCCCUAUCUGCUGCCCUUCAAGAGCAGCCAUGUGGAGCGGCAAGUUUGUUCAUUUAACAGAGUCUUGGAACAAUUACAAAUGCCUGGAUGAGAACUAUACAACAUGGAUGGACCUUCUGCAGAGGGAUGGUUAUUACAUACAGAAAUUAGGAAAGGUGGACUAUAAAUCAGGGGACCACUCGCUCAGUAACCGCGUGGAAGCCUGGACCCGGGAUGUGGAUUUUCUGCUGCGGCAGGAGGGCCGACCUGUGGCUAACCUGACGGGCAACGCAUCCACGGUGAAAGUGAUGGAGGAGGACUGGAACGAGACAGACAGCGCCGCCCAGUGGAUACGGAGCACUGCUGCAACACUCUCCCAGCCCUUUGCUCUCUAUCUGGGUCUGAACCUCCCACAUCCAUACCCGACACCGGCCAUGGGGGAAAACAAAGGAGCUUCAACUUUUCAAACAUCUCCAUAUUGGCUUAAAAAGGUAUCUCGCCAACUCAUUACUGUUCCUAAAUGGUUGCCAUUCAAUGAGAUGCAUCAAGUGGACUAUUACUCCACCUACACCAAGAACUGUAGCUGGCAUUUCACACAGGAGGAGAUCAAAGACAUCAGGGCCUUUUAUUAUGCAAUGUGUGCAGAGGCAGAUGCAAUGCUUGGGGAAAUUCUAUCGGCUCUUCGUGACGCCAAAGUUCUCAAGAACACGUUUGUCAUUUUUACAUCAGACCACGGAGAGCUCGCCAUGGAGCACCGUCAGUUUUACAAGAUGAGCAUGUAUGAAGGAAGCUCUCACGUGCCUUUCCUUCUCAUGGGCCCCAAGGUGAAGACAAUGCAGCAGAUUGCACAUCUCAUCUCACUGGUGGAUGUGUACCCUACACUGCUUGAUAUGGCUGGUACCUCCCUCCCCAGCAGGGUAAGCGGGCACUCCCUGUUACCUCUGCUGUCCCUCAAUGAUUCGCCCCAGGCAGACCCGCUCCCCGACUGGGUGCUCAGUGAAUACCACGGCUGUGAUGUGAACGCCUCCACCUACAUGCUGAGAAGGGGCCAGUGGAAGUACAUUGCCUACGCUGACGGCUCUUCUGCGCCUCCUCAGCUCUUUGAUCUGUCUGUUGACCAGGAGGAGCUGCACAAUGUGGCAGCAAAGCUUCCUUCGAUCACAGCAGGCCUGGACAAGCUGCUCCGCUCCAUUGUGAACUACCCUGCAGUGUCCAAGGCCGUCCACCAGUACAACAAGCAACAGUUCAUCUCCUGGAGAAAGAGCCUGGGAAACAACUACACGGAUGUCAUAGCUAAUCUUCGAUGGCACACAGAUUGGCAGAAAGAUCCAAAAAACUAUGAGAAUGCAAUUGAAAAAUGGCUUCAAGGAGACUUAUAGAGCUUUUGGAAAUGCUUUAUAGUAGUUUAUAGGCAGGACUUACAAAGGGAUGUACUGUAGAUGCCCUUAGGGUCAUUCAUUUGAUCUUAAAACCAAACUAGCAAUGCUGUCUUUCCACCAGUAUUCGUUUGCUAGAAGUGGUGUUGAGAGUGGAUUUAAGACACCUCUUUACUCCUUUUGUAAUUUGUUUGUGGUUUUAAUUCUACUGAUGUCAUCUACUGCCAUUACCUCACUCAGAUGCUAUCAUCAUGGCAUAUCUUCAGUACUGUGCUAAAGAUGGGGGCACAACUUACUUCCUCUUAACGUAUUUCCUUGAAAACGAAUCUGAUGGUCUAAAGGUUGGUGUGACCUACUUCCUUUUCACAGAUGUACUUAUAAACGCUCUUCUGCAGAUUUACUUCAGAAGUUUGUACCAAACUCAGUAACUGUACAAAUUGCAGUCUAGUUUGAAAUUCUCUUUUUAAAGUUUUUAAAAACUACUUCACACACAACUAAAUGAAUAUUACAGUGUACCUGACCAUUGAUUGUUCACAGUAAAUAAAACAUGUUGCUCUUUCUGUUAUUACA
This is a messenger RNA of Polyodon spathula (Mississippi paddlefish), 2664 nucleotides long. It is a transcript of the gene arsk, whose product is annotated as arylsulfatase family, member K. Bases 493 to 2097 code for a protein of 534 amino acids. The record is from RefSeq and is a predicted model, not a curated record. The transcript has 8 exons. NCBI's taxonomy places the organism in Eukaryota, Metazoa, Chordata, Actinopteri, Acipenseriformes, Polyodontidae.